Halichondria panicea is the source of this 3202-nucleotide messenger RNA. RefSeq lists its product as uncharacterized. NCBI's taxonomy places the organism in Eukaryota, Metazoa, Porifera, Demospongiae, Suberitida, Halichondriidae. The transcript is spliced from 10 exons. The record is from RefSeq and is a predicted model, not a curated record. Bases 140 to 2938 code for a protein of 932 amino acids.
AGGACAAUAUGAAGCCAACCACAUGUACAGACACAGCUAGCUGGAGCUGAACAACAACAUAAUUAAAAGCUAGCUAGCUAGCUAUGUCUGUAUAAAAAUACUAUCAAGAGCACUACCUAUACAUCCUACAGCAGCCAUAAUGCAGUUACAGGCUUUAGCAAUGAUUCCCGUGCGAGGAACUGUGUAUAUUGUGAAGCUACCGUUUGUGUUUGUGUGGAGAGUCGUCUAUUUCCUAUACUUGUGUCUCUAUGCAGCCUUUGCCUCCAUUUUAAGAGUUCCUGCGUUUUAUGCAAAGAAAGUGUAUAACCGCCUUGUGUUUACUUGGGGCUGGACAAAACUAUCCGUGAGGCACUCUCUAGGACUCAGCAGAACUCCUGCUAUCACUGAUGGCACGCAAACCCUCCACCCGAAUGACUACCUCUCAGAGCCCGUCCCAGGUUCAGCUGCUGCUGCGUAUGGUCAUCCUCUCACUGAAGAGGACGACCCUUACCUGCGCUCCCCCUAUGGUCCCUACAAGAGGCCCGGACAUGGUGGUCGGAGGAACAAGCGUGAUCGCAGGGCCAUGAUAACUCACCUCCUGCGACUGCUCCUGGAGCCCACCUCACCAGUGGAGUCAGAUGAUGAGACUGAGAGAGCAAUCAGCGCAAGGCCUGCUGAGCAUGAUGAGGCAGAGAAAGCACUCAAUCUCAUUCUGGACCUUGUCAAGCUCUCAAAGUGUGAUUCCACAGCAAGAGACCGUUCAAGACUUGCCCCCGCUCUGAAGUCAGGGGAACUGGAAGCAAUACUUAGUCAAGCCAAGGACAGAGAACACCUACAAGCACUUAUCACAGAGUUGGACCAGUUGGCUAUAGAUGUGGACCCAGCCAGAAAGAAUGGGGUUUUGUCUGGACACCCCUCCCCCUCUCACAUGCCAUUGGAUACCGAGAGGCCACCCAGCUCUGGCUCUAUGGAGCUCUGUUACACACCUACUAAUCCGAGCAGCAUCGUGAGCAGCUCUGACGAAUAUAUGGACCCGGUUGAUGACGAAGAAUUGGAAGACUCUUCAGAGAGACAUUCGUACAACUAUGACGGCCUCUCACCUGUGCCAGAGAGCCCUGAAUACCUCACAGCUUCUUCAGAGAGUCUCAGAAUGAAUCAACUGGAAGAUGAGCUCACAAGAGCUCUCUCUAACCUCACCACUGCAGCUAGCGGGCUCAAUGCCGAUCAGGAGAUGGUGGAGUCUAUGGAGACACAGAUCACCCAGAAGACAGUCACUGUAACAGAGAGUGUUGGCGUGCAAGAGAAUGACUUGGAGAGUGUACCUAAGACCACCCCAUUACUUGGAGUACAAGUCGGCCAUGAGAAACGACAACUAGGCAAUGCCAGAAAGUCCAGACCUCCCUCUAGAAAACCCCAAAACAAGGAUUCACCCACUACUGAUCAACAAUCAGAUAACACUAUCCAAGGUGACCUUGAUGGCGCCAGCAGCUCAGAAUCUGACGACGACGGCAUUGAGGCACCAAAAGGGGAAUCCCCCAGAGUAAAGCCACCAGGUGGUGUACGUGUUCUGCCUCCUCUACAACUAACGGAUCAGAUACAGCUACUCACUUCCGGGUCUACGAACUGGCCGACCAAUCAGAGUCCUCCAGAAGAUGACGAAGUAGAUGAACCUUCUUCAGAGCCUGGGUCAAAGGUCGAAGGGGAGAGUUCCUCCAGACGUGAUUCAACCUCCUCUGAUACUGAGAAGAUGAAGAUACCGAGUAACCAGCCGCCCUGGAUAGAAAUGGUAUUGAGACGACGGUCAAGCAGUAGCACAUCAUCCACCCACAACACUUCCGAUUCCCCCGUGGUUGUCUACACACCCCCUCCACGCAAGACACGAGUCCACAGCGAUCCACAAUCUGACCCUCCACCAUCGCAAGAUAUCGAGGAAAAUGGCGAUAAUUUGUGGGACAGAGACCCUACGUUGGACGUUACUACUGGACUGUAUGACACACUUCAGCCAAAACGCACUGUACCUGUUUAUCUGCAUGAGAGGAUUGCACGCCACGAGGCCUCUUCUGUUGAACCCUCACCCCGCCUACCUCCAAGAAACAACCUGGCACUCCAGAGAACAGCAUCGGCAGACACAAUAACGAAACCUCCUAGUGAUAGAGCCUUACAGAGACGUGGCAGUGAGAGGCACUCUUCAUCUACUCGUGAAUCUAGAAGAGACAAAGAAUCGCGAGAAAGCAGUAAAGAACGACACGAUAGAUCCAAAGAAUCUCACAGCAGCAAAUCAAAGGAGUCUUCAAGAGACAAGUCAUCAAGGGAAUCUCGAUCAAAGGACAAAGAAACACGCCAGUCACGAUCAAGAGAGAAGGAAAGACAUGAACGUCACCGUUCAGAACAUCGGAGCCACUCAGCUGAACGAUCUGAGCGUAGGCAUUCAUCCGAUAGCCACCAUCACAGGAGCCGAUCAGGUGAUCGAUCCUCCAGUCAAUCUGCAGAGAGACACUCCUCCUCCCAUCGUCACAGCUCAUCUGAUAGGCAUCGUCACAGCUCCUCUGAUAGACAUCGUAGCAGCUCACGAGACAAACAUUCCUCAUCAGCCUCAUCUUCAGCUUCCAAAGAUGGUGAUGGUAAAUUCAAAUUGCUGUCCAGCCCCCACUCGUCCAAGAGCAGACUAGCUACAGCGCUGUUCUCACGAAGUUCCUCUAAGGACAAAGCCGAUAAGCAGAAAAAGACGUCAUCGCAAAAAGAAGGCGACAAAGGAAAGAAAUCAUCGAAGUCUGAGGGUUCCAAGAAGACUUCUGUGAAGAGCUCUAAACGGAGAGGGUCAACCAGUUCUGAGAAGGAGGACUCUCCUGACACUGGAGAAAUGCCCCGCAGCACAAGUUCCACUAGCAUACGGUCGGCAAGAGCUGGCAGCGUCUACUCCUUCGACUCGGUAAUCUCUGGAAGGAACAAUGAUUUGUGAACUGACUAGUUUAUAGUCUCUUUUGUAAUUUGUAUUUAUUUAUGUACGCAUCACCGCCAUCCUAUGCAUAUCAUCAAUCAUGUGCAUUUUUUACACUCAUUUUGUGUACAGGAACACGCCUGCCUGUACAUGUUAUUCUAAGUGUACAUCGAUCGUUUGGAUCAUAAUUAUAUUCUCUUCAUAUUGUUUUGUGUCUCACACUAUAAUUAUGUACUUUGCACGUUUGUGUGUAUAAUUAUAAUAUCAUAUUCAAGUUUGAAAACA